GCGAAACCUGCGGACCAGACAGCGACAUUGUAGAAACAGAAGACCCGCCCGCGUAAUCUGCCUCCAUCCUGUGCCCGAUGGCCGAUACCAAGGAUAAACCAGAAGAGCGUGACACCUCUGUUGACAAUACAGAAGAUUCAAAUCAUGACCCUCAUUUUGAGCCCAUAGUUUCACUGCCAGAGCAAGAGAUUAAGACACUUGAAGAAGAUGAAGAAGAACUAUUUAAAAUGCGUGCAAAGUUGUUUCGAUUUGCAUCAGAAAAUGACCCACCGGAAUGGAAAGAACGGGGCACAGGCGAUGUUAAAUUGCUGAAACACAAAGAGAAGGGAACAAUUCGUCUCUUGAUGAGGAGAGACAAGACACUGAAGAUAUGUGCAAAUCAUGCUAUUACCCCUGUGAUGGAACUGAAGCCUAAUGCGGGAAGUGACCGGGCAUGGGUUUGGAACACAUAUGCUGAUUAUGCAGAUGAAUUGCCAAAACCUGAACUACUGGCUAUUCGAUUUUUAAAUGCAGAAAAUGCACAGAAGUUCAAGGCAAAAUUUGAAGAAUGCAGAAAUGAAGUGAAGAGUAAUAAAGAAAAAGAUACAACCAAAAAUGAUAGUGCCGACAAAGUGGCAGAGAAACUAGAAGAGCUGUCUGUAAAGGAGGCAAAAGUGCAAGACAAGCAAGAAGACCCCAAGCAGGAUAAAGCAGAGGAAAAGCAAUAAAUCAUCCAGAGCCUUGUACCUUUUGUUUUUACAAGGGACUUUAUAACAAAGAAAAAAGAACUGAGUUAAACAUUCAGGUUGUUUUUUCUAAGCUUUUGCCCUUAAGAAGAAAAAAAAACCAUUCCCCGGUCAUGAAAAAAUGUACUGUGUUCACUUUUCUUUUUCCAUAGUGGAAACACUUAUUUAUAGUCAUCCAUACUAUUGAAUAAAGCCAGUCUGAAGAAAAAAAAGUUCAGAGAAUGGGACUUUAAUCUCCAAUUGCUAUGUAUAAAUGAGAUGUUGCAGUAGUCUUGGGGCUGGACAACAUAAACCUGAUGUCAUUUCAAUUAACACUGCAUAAUUAUUUUUUUUUCUUCAGGAAGGUUUGAUUGGAUGAAUGGUGUGGUUAUUUUGCCCUUGGUAGUAUGAAUCUGUUAACUGAAGAAUAAAUUUGUGCUGACAACU
Molecule: messenger RNA, 1151 nt
Organism: Xenopus laevis (African clawed frog)
Lineage: Eukaryota; Metazoa; Chordata; Amphibia; Anura; Pipidae
Gene: ranbp1.S
Product: RAN binding protein 1 S homeolog
Biological process (GO): positive regulation of mitotic centrosome separation; nucleocytoplasmic transport
Cellular component (GO): centrosome; nuclear pore; cytoplasm
Molecular function (GO): GTPase activator activity
Source: RefSeq, marked provisional